Podarcis muralis (Common wall lizard) is the source of this 8487-nucleotide messenger RNA. It is a transcript of the gene ATMIN, whose product is annotated as ATM interactor. The record is from RefSeq and is a predicted model, not a curated record. Gene Ontology annotation, molecular function: transcription cis-regulatory region binding; DNA-binding transcription factor activity, RNA polymerase II-specific. Gene Ontology annotation, biological process: positive regulation of transcription by RNA polymerase II. NCBI's taxonomy places the organism in Eukaryota, Metazoa, Chordata, Lepidosauria, Squamata, Lacertidae. Gene Ontology annotation, cellular component: nucleus.
CGGCCUGGGCCUGGGGCUCGGCCGCCCUCCGCGGUCGGCGCCGCGCGGCCCCCGCGAGCGGCCGUCGAGCCCGUGGGAGCUGGUGAGGCCCUCGGUGACGGAGCUCUCGCGGGCCGUCAGGAGCAACAUCCUGUGCACGGUGCCCGGCUGCGGCAAAGUGCUGCCCAACCCGCCGGCGCUGAGCAUGCACCUCAGCAAGGCCCACGGCGUGCAGCAGCAGCAGGAUGGAAAAAUAAAUCCUGCAAUAAGGAAAGACUUGAAAACGCCACAGAAAUACUACUGCUGUCCUAUUGAAGGUUGCCCUAGAGGACCAGAAAGGCCUUUUUCACAAUUUUCUCUUGUACGACAGCAUUUUAUGAAAAUGCAUGCUGAAAAGAAGCAUAAAUGUGAUAAAUGCAGCAAUUCCUAUGGCACCAUAUGGGAUCUGAAGCGACAUAGUGAGGACUGUGGCAAGUCUUUCCAGUGUACUUGUGGAUGCCCCUAUGCUAGCAGGACAGCAUUAUUGUCUCAUAUUUAUAGGACACAGCAUGAGAUCCCUGUUGAACAUAGGGAUCCACCAAGUAAGAAAAGGAAAAUUGAAACCUCUGUAUCCAAUCAGUUGGUGGGAGAAAAAGUUAAAGGAGCUUCUGCCAGUGUCCAGACCAGAUGUACUAGCACUAAAGACUUGGAGACCUCUGAGAUGAAGCCAGCAGCUUCCUUUGAAGAUUCUAGCUGUUCCUAUACUACCAAGCAAACACAAACGCAGCCAAAAAAUUCACCAAAGUUGCUUCUGCCAAAGCCAAAAGUGGCUUUGGUUAAACUCCCUGUAAUGCAGCUUACUCAAUUGCCUAUCUUUGUAUCAGCACCAGACUCUUCUGUCAAACCCGUUGUAGUUGCCGUUGAUGACAAAGGCUCUGUUAUGAGUACUGUUCACUUAAUGCCUCUGCCGGUAGGAUUUAUGAUACCAGGACUGGAGGCUGAAACACUUGCAUUUAAAAGCACCUUGCCCCUUUCAAAAACCAAAAAUGCUGGCAGUGUUGAGCCAGUCAGCACAGGUAUCCAGGUCAAUUUGGGUAAAGGGGCAUCAGAUAAUACAAUCCAAGAUCUGGAAGCCAUAUGCUACAAGAACGGGAUUUGUUCAACAAAUGUGCAGACGGACUUAUCUUAUAUUUCGCAGAACUUUGUGACAUCUGCAGCCUGGACUCCUGAUUCAUCGGUGUCCUCUUGUUCUCAAACAGACCUGACAUUCAGCUCUCAGGUUUUGUUGCCAAUUAAUGUGCAGACACAGACACUGUUACCCAGUUCAAAGUUGACUUCUUCCAUAGCUGCUCAGACAGAUGCACUUGCACAGGCUUGCUUUCAGUCAUGUGGAAUUUCUCGGGAGACUCAGACCAAUAGGUCGCAGAAAGAUAUUGAUGGGAGAGUACAAAUGGACCAGGCUGUAAUGUGCAAUGACAUUUUUGACAGUGUUAGUUCAUCAUUCAGUGAUUCAACCACAGUGGGACUUCCAGGCAGCAACUUAAUGGCUGCAGGCCUGGGUCAAAGUCUGCUACAAAGAGGAAGCUGCAAAUCUUUGAGUCCAGACACUAAGUGUGAGCCAGUUAUCAGCUUCAGUGCACAAAAUAAUAUUCUCCCACAGCAGGUUAUGACAGAUAAUCAGACCCAGACAAUGGAGUUACUGAACGAUCUUGAAACUAUUUUUUCGAAUAACACAGCGGGUCAGUCAUUGGAUAACCGUAGUCUUUUGACUGACACUAGCUCGCAUGCUGGCACACCCUUGCCUUCUGGCCCUACACAGAACGCAGGAAUUGAUUUUGACAUUGAGGAUUUCUUCACAGCCUCCAAUAUCCAGACACAGACAGAAGAGACCCAGCUGAACUCUGAGCCAGUCUUGGAGUUGCUAGAUAUUGAAACCCAGACAGAUUUAUUUUCAGAUAAUGCCACCCAGUCCUAUAGCUGCAGGGGUAAUCCCAAUUUCUUAGGUUUGGAGAUGUUUGACACACAGACCCAGACAGACUUAAAUUUCUUUUUAGACAGCCCCUAUUUGCCUUUGGGGAGCAUCUUGAAACAGUCUACCUUCUCUAUGAGCACAGACUCAUCUGAUACAGAAACACAGACAGAAGUGCAUUUUCCUGCAAAAAAUUCCUCUAACCAAAUGGCAGAAAGCAAAGUCCAGCUGAAUAGUGCUGAAACACAGACCAUGGAUAGCUGUUUUGAAACCCUUGGCAGUUUAUUUCUUACUAGCAAUGAGACUCAGACUGCUAUGGAUGACUUUUUGUUGGCUGACUUGGCCUGGAAUACAAUGGAGUCACAGUUCAGUUCAGUCGAAACACAGACUUGUGCAGAAUUGUGUUCUCUGUUUCAGGGUCCUGAUAAAUCAAACCAUUGAGUGCUGUUCUCAAACUCUCUUUUCUUUGAGGAUUAAUUUAUGUGUGGGUAGGAGAAACUGACAUUCAAGUCACCUCCACUGAAUGUAAUUGACCACAUAUGGUUGGUUUACAAACUGUGUCCUACUAUAAGGUACUUUAACUGUUUUGUGUUUACUAAUAUGAAUCCUGUGUGCAUAUGUUCACUGCUGUGUGUUUGUGUAUGUUUGAACACUUCAUAACUGGUAGUAAUCUUGUGUCUGCCCUCUGCUAUGCUGAGUUACAUUUUUUAAAAAAACUCUUUUAAGUUCCAAACUCAUAGCUGUUAGUAAUACCUGUCCUCAGAUCUUGACUAUUAACGCAGCAGUCCUGUACUUGGGAAGAAGUCCACUAAACAGAGUGGAGUUCUUGAGUAAUCAAACAUGGAAUUGUGCUGUAGGUGUUUGUUUUUUAAUGGACCAAAACCUAGUUUUCUUUAAAUUCUGGCUCAUUCCCCAAAUCCUGAAAAUGGAGCUCUUCUCUUUUUUCUUCUUGUUUUUGGAGUUCAUCGUUGCAAUUCAGCUCUACAGGGGUUACAUCAUGGUUGUGCCCAAGAAUUCCUACAGAUUCACGCUUCCGCAUGUUGCUGUGACAUAGGCUAACAAUUUGGCAGGAAUGUGCCCUACAUACUUGCAGCAGCUUGUUGCUUGCUAGAAAACUAACCAAAGUACAGAACAAGUUUUCUUUCUUUCUUUCUUUCUUUCUUUCUUUCUUUCUUUCUUUCUCUCUCUCUCUCUCUCUCUCUCUCUCUCUCUCUCUCUCUCUCUCUUUCUAUCUCUCUCUCUCUCUGUGUGUCUCAUCUGGCUUCUAAUCCAUAUAAAUUUAGUAAGACUUCAUACUUGCGACUGUGGGUAGGUGGACAACUGAAUAUUGACAUCACCAUGCUAAGAAAAAUGUGCAGCAGUACACUUUGGAUUCUGUACAGCUAAGCUAUACUCAAACUAGGAUUACUGAAAUUAAUCUAAUUUAGCCAUGUCCAUUAAUUUUGGUUGGUCUGCUCAGUGUAUGACUAAUGUUGAAUACAACCCAACAUGUUUAACAUGGGUAAAUCCUUGUUGAUCAUGGAUUCAGUUUUCUUGAAACAAUGUUAGUAGCCUGUAAGACGUUUAGUUUCUGAACAGUCUUGCCAAAUUCUAGCAGACAGUUUGGAAUUAAGCUCAAUGGUUUGCAAAAAUCUAUAUUAAGUAAGGAAAAGAAAGGAAGGCACCAAUGCAGAAAUGAGAGAUAUAUACACUUGGAUAUAUGUUAUUUAAUUCAGUGUAUUUUGUGUCAGCAACUCUUCAGAGCUGCUGGUUUUCAUUGCCUCUGAAAAGGGAUUAUUGACUAAAAUUUCCAAUGUACCUUUUUUCUUUUUAAUCUGUCCUAAGAGCUUAUGUCAAACAAUCACUUUGGAAACAUAGCUGCAAGGCAAACUAUGAGAAAGCAAUGAGUUCCUAUCUGCUCAGGACAAGAUUACUAGGAAGCUCUUCUACCAAGUGAUAAAGGAAAUUGUUCAUCAAAGUAGCAGAUGGCAUGUGUUCAACUACAGCUUUUACCUGCUGUUGGACAUAAAGUUCUGUUUGUGAUUGAAUUCUUUAAAUUCAUGUUGAGCCCUCAGCUCCUCCAAGAACAACUUAUCUUUCAAAGAGCAAAAAAACUUAGGGCUAGGAUGGAGGAUCUGUGGUCCUCCAGAUGUUCCUGGGCUACAACUGUUAUCAUCCCUGACAAUUGUCCCUACUGGCUGAGGCUGAUGGGAGUUGGGAGUUCAGCAGCAUCUGGAGAGCACCAUGUUCAGUGGUAGGGCCUGUUGUUGUCUUUGUAUAGUGCUGCUAAUGGUCUGUCAGCAUAGACCCAUCACUUCCACACUGAUUUUGUGUCUUACCGUCUAACUCUUACCCAGCAUACUCUGUGCAAAGUCUAAAGUGUUAGCAACUGCUCAGUGUUAUUGAUGAUCUUCAGAAACUUCUAUUUCCAUUUUUUGUUUAUUGAAGAGAAUAUCCUACACUGGAUAUUUGCAAUCUUCAUUAAUUGUAUGCAGGGUUUAUUUCUUCUCUCUCCAAGCAUUUAUUCUGCAGAAUUGAGCAUCUAUUUCCCACUGAGCCUUGGAUAAGCAUUUGGAAGAAGAACUCUCAACUGGGUCCUGUACGUACAUAACACUUUGGUAUGCACCAGCUGAAUGCUUCAGCCAAAGAGUGGCAAACAGCUUCAAGGUUGAUGCAGGUUACACACUGUUCUUCAAUCAGUCUCUAGAUUGAUGCUGUUUAACAAGCGAUGAAGCUGAAAUGAUGCAGUUUGGUCAGAGUCCCAGGCAGCAGUGAAGUAAUGACAUCACUAGGGUGCACUCUUUAUGUAUCAUGCAAGUUGUUUUGAUCUAAGGUCAAUUGCCCGUCAGGAGUGGUACUGUUAUUCCUCCAUGGUCACAUGAAUUAUUUAUUAUUAUUUAUUAUUUGAUUUAUUACUUGCCCUUCCACCAUAAGAUCCCAGGUUGGUUCACAACAAUGUAAAAUACAUUAAAAAGAUAGCACUCCAGAGAUUUAACUAUACUCUUGUUGGGAUGCAACUAAAAAGUCCCUUAUCCCACUGAAGCUUAGUGCUCUCCUAGUGCUUCCAGUGCAAAGCUAGUGUCAUCCGGCUUGCUGUGGUGUACAGCUUGGUACUUGCAGUUCAGAAUGUAGUAGCCUAGGUGCACUUUUGAUUAAAGUGUCCACGGGCACCUUGAAGUGGGUUUGAAUUGUUGAUGCGUAUCUGUGGUCAGGGUAUUGAGGCACUAAUAUGAGUAUGUAUAUUAAGCUUUUCCACAAACAAAACAGGCAGCUGUUCUGGGUCCCCCACACCUUAAUCAAAGUACCACUAAUGCAGUGGAGAUCAUGUUGGUAUAUAAUCGCCUUCUUAAGUUGAUGUGAUUGUCUUUAAGCAGCUACUUAUAGAUGUGUAGUGCCAGUGCCAAUAGUGCAGAUUGACCUUUGGGCUCUAUUCUGUUACUGGUAUCUUAUCCUACAUAGGGUGCUUAUGCAAUAGCUCGCCUUGAACUGCUGCUGUGACUAAAUCAAUCCAUGGAUUUCUGCUUGUGGGGGAAGAAAUGUUCCACACUCCUUGGACUCAUAGGAGAAGACUUAAAAGCCAUCCAGGAAUGGCAGAUCUCCUGCAUGCCCUACCUUUGGCUAUCUUCUUUCUUUAGUAGGAGAUUCCAAGAAUAUAUUUGCUAUAGAGAGAAAAUAUUGACUCAGCCUAGUCAUAUUUGCAGAAAAGACCUGGUCUCUGAACACCUUUGACGUUCCUGGCAUCCUUUUAAAGGAGAUUUUGAGCCUGUCUUCGAAAUGAAUCUUGUAACAUUUUGUUCUUUGUUUCUAUUGAUUGUUUCCCCCCACCAUUUCAUCAGAGUGAUUGAACCAGAAUGUUGCUCAGUUUGCAACUGUCUGCACACAAUCCUUGUAUUUGAUUAAUAUAAGUUAAUUAAAGGGAGUUUGGUGCAUAAGCUACAUCUUCUGCCUUUGGUUUUCCAAUUCCAUAGUAUUUUCUAGCAAUCGGGGUAACCUAGCUGCUAAUGAGGGAGCAGUAAACAGAUUUGAAUUUUUAAAGAAUUGGUUUAUAUACAAGUGUUUAGCAUGAUUGUCAUGACCUAGACACAGAGGGCCCACUUGCAUGACACAAUAGCUACAGGAAGGUAAGUUUCUGUCAACGUGAACCAGCUGACCUGAAUAGAGGUUGAUACCACAUAUCCUCCUUCUGAGCUGGAGAUUAUCCCUUGUUAGAUCUAAACCACCCAGCCCUCCACAACCUAUCAAACUCAGCAUGUUGUCAAAAGCAAACUAAGAAUGUCCUGCUCAGCUUCUACAUAUUAAUCUUCUACUUCAUAGAAGGUGAAAGAUGGUAAUAUACAUACUGAUAUCUUAGUGUUUGUGUGACUAGCCCUGAUUGCUAUAGUACUAAGAAACAAGAAAUGCCUUUCUCUCAGUCUGAUGGACACUGAUAUAUACAGGCAUGAUCUUCCUUACAAUCCCAAGUAUAAUACAGCAUGCAUGGUGCAUAUAGUCAGCUGACAUUUACAUCAGCUCUAACUUGAGUCCUGUCUUCUAUAGGGAAAGACUCAUCCUUGAAAUUCUUCACUUUUUCUUCAGUUAAGGGUUAAAAUUAACUUGAACUAAAAACCAACCAUAUUUGUUUUUCGGCAAUGAUAAUAAGGCAAGUACUACAAGUUACUACCCAUCUGAGGCAAGCAACAAGAAACUUUGGCAAGCUGUUCCUCCCAGGGUUUGGUUGCUUCCUUUCUCAUGCCUGCUUCUAGAGGGCUAUCUUAGUUGUCUUUUUUGAGCAUCUGAAAACAAGGCCGAACACUCACUGUACUGGGUGAGUUGUUUAGUGUCAUUUUAGAAAGUAAAAUAACUUGUUCACAAUCACUGUACAGUAGCCUUUGCCAACCUGGUGCCUUCCAGAUGUUCCCAUAAGCCCUAGCCAACACAGCCAGGUUGGCAAAGGCAGCGUUAGAGGUUACCUGUGGCAGUAGAUGCACCCAGGAUAUUUGCCUGUCAUUGUAGCUGGUUCGAGAUGGAUGAAAGAGUAAAAGAGGAUGAGCAUGCAGGAAAUAGACAACCACCUCUUAAUUGUUUGCAAAGCUUAUAUUAACUUUUAAAGGAACAUUCUUGAAUAUCAUUUUGCACCACGAAAUAGCACUAGUCUGCUUAAUGGAUAUUUCUAAACUUGAAAACAAAAAACCUGAGUUGCAGAGCUUAGUGUGAUGUCUUACUCUUGCUGGAUCAAAGUAUGGUAUUUCAUUUCAUUAUGCUUGCUAAUUUUCAAGAAAAAUUCUAGGUGUGCAUACAUACACACACAUGCUUCACAUCUGGCUGCAGAUUGAGAUAGCGUACACAGACACUGGAAAUGAAACUCUGUGAGCCUCUGCAUGCUUUAUGGGGAUUUGGGUUUUUGGAGGUUGGGGACUUGUUUCUGACUAAAUGUAGGAUUGCACUGUGAAUAAACAUGUGUCUAGGCUGUGUAUGGGCUGCAGAUGGGAACACGUAUGCUUGAUUACACCUCAACCCCCCCUGCAAUUUUUUUUUUAAAUUCCCUAAUACCUAGUUUUCCAUAUAGAAAAUAAGAGGGAAUCCUUUUGUAUGGAGGAGCAUUCAAUAAUGUAAGCCCCCACCUGCAGCCUAAGCAUGGGUAUACCAUGUCAGAAGCAAUACUGUGUCAUUGAACAAUACCAGUGAACUAAGGGGUUUUGUCCACUGCAAGUUGCCUGAAAUGUGAAAAUGAGUCAAUACACACAGUUUAUCUAUUAAAGGGACAAGGGUUGUAUCAGAACCUUGGCAUGUAGAUGAAACAUCUGAAUUACACCGUAUUAAAUUCCAGCAUCGAUCAUGUAUAUCAUUGAACAUUUUCUGUAUCCAAUUCUUGCACUUUAUGGAGUUUUUGCAAGGAAACAAUACAGUGCUGCUGUUUCCUAGCCUCAAGAGAAUGACUUCCAUUUCAUCACUGAGGGGGAAGGAGCAGAUGGGCUGGAGGAAUCCUGAAUAAAAAUGGAACUGUGGCCUGUUACCUUUAAGAGGAGGUUGUCAUAUGAUUACAGUUUUAAUAUCUGGCUGGAUAUGGGUAAGUGAAAGAAAAUCUCAUUCUCGUUUGCAGCUGCAAUUUUCACUACACCCUCCUUUCUGUCAUGUUUAGGGACAGAGUAGUCCUCUUUUUCUAGGGGUCCCCCCCCCUCAUUUGUGCCCACUUUGUUAAAGAUCAAAUGUAUCUACUACAGUUAAAUCUGUUAUUCUUUAUGGAGCCACAAGCCUCCUUUUUCUCCUCCGAUUCAUACGUAUUCUCUUCAGGCAGCUACUCAAGAUGAAAUGCCAAAGAGCACAUUAAUCUUACACGUGCAUGCAAUGACAAUUUAGACCAACAUGCAAGUGCACAGUUUCCUCUGCUUUCAGACAGUAAAAUGGUAGAACUGCCUCUUCUCUGUCCAUUAGGUGUUUGCACACACAACUGCAUGCAUAGAAUUGCAAAUACUGUGAGCUUUAAAUAAAUAAACUCUCUGUCUUGAAUAAAACUGUUCAGGUUAAGGGCCUACCUGUAUAUAUAAUGAAACACAUUUAUGUCACAAAGAUGAACAAAUAAAUGUCUUUCUGCCUUAACUCAC